UGCCUUUUUAUUUAUUUAUUUAUUAAUUUUAUUUCCCUUUUUUGUCCACCAACGACGAGUCGUUUCCACCUUCCUCAUUCUGCAUUCCUUCGCUUCCACCAAUGGGCAAGUACAUGAGGAAAGCCAGGCGCAGCGGCGACGUCGCGGUCGUGGAGUUUGCCUCCUACCAGCCCUCCAUCGGCGUCCGCACCCGCGCCCGGGCCCUCGCAGCCGACGCCUCUACUGCCGCUGCUACGCAGGACUCACCCCUUGCUUAUCUCGAACUACGAAGUCGCCGUCUAGAGAAGACCCUGUCUCCUCCGCACGCAUUCAAGCCCAAGGACACUCCCCCCAAGGAGUCCUCAACAAUAAAGGCUAACCCUAGGAUUAGUCCGCUGAACGCCGGCACGCCGAGCUCGGGGAGGGAGGGGUCCUUUAGGUCCAGGAAUUCAGAAAAGGGGUGCUCGUCAGUUGCGGAGGUGUUGUGCGCCGAGAACAAUAUGGAGCCUGAAUCGAGAGAAAGAGAGACAACACCAUGCAGUUUGAUAAGGAAUUUGAAGACAAUUGGGACACCCGGUUCUUCAACAAGAUCCACCUUUUCGAUUGCCAGUAAGAAGGGUAUGCAAAAUCCUGUCAAGCAAUACAUCCCUUCUAAUCAGGAGACAGAAGAGUUUUUUGUUAGGCUAGAGAAACUUCAGCAACAAAUAUUCAUUGACAAGUACAACUUUGAUCCCGUGAAUGACUGCCCACUCCCAGGACGGUAUGAAUGGAUAAAACCUGACUCCUAGAGAAGAGCACCAUCAUGAUCAUCUGUUCUUUUCUUCAGCUCUUGCUCAUCCAAUUGAUUCUGCCUAGGAUUGAUUCUCUUGAGGUGCAAUGGUGAUGGUUUCUGCAUCAUAUUUUGUCUUGUAAAAUUAUCCCUAAUUUAGGUUAGUCUAAUGGAAUAGGAGGGUUAAUCAGAACUGAUAAGCACUUUCAGGAGCAGCAUGAUGAAGCUUAUUUUAACUUGUGUAAAACUACUAAUGGGUUUUAAUUAAUCGUCUAGAAUUGCUGAA
This is a messenger RNA of Zingiber officinale, 1034 nucleotides long. Its product is annotated as cyclin-dependent kinase inhibitor 4-like. The transcript is spliced from 3 exons. Gene Ontology annotation, molecular function: cyclin-dependent protein serine/threonine kinase inhibitor activity. Gene Ontology annotation, biological process: negative regulation of cyclin-dependent protein serine/threonine kinase activity. The record is from RefSeq and is a predicted model, not a curated record. Gene Ontology annotation, cellular component: nucleus. Bases 102 to 767 code for a protein of 221 amino acids. NCBI's taxonomy places the organism in Eukaryota, Viridiplantae, Streptophyta, Magnoliopsida, Zingiberales, Zingiberaceae.